CGAGACAACAGUUGGCGGGCCCAUCAAACUGUCCGUCAACCUGCUCGCAAGGCCACAAUGAUGCUCUGACGGGCUCCUGAUCAUACCGCGACUCCCCCGCCUCCGUUGUGAACUCAAUCCUCAAUCCCCCGACUGGAUCCACUCCGCUGCCCAGUGAUCGUUGAUGACACUUCCCCACCGAUACCUCACACCCAACAACAAUAAUGGAUGACCUGAACGGCCUGAGCUGGACUCCCAGCUCGUCCAAUGAUGCCCGCAAGCCACCACCGAUGAAUACUGGCCUUUUGUUUCCGAGCGUCAGGCGGAAUGACACCUCUGGCCGAUCUACGCCCCUCUCUGCCUCCUCUGGCCCAUCGAACGUUCCGUCGAAGUCUGCGACACCGGACAAGGACAGCUUCGCCAACCUUGUCUCCUUUGGCUCGGGCAAUGCGAAUAAGAACCUUUCACUUCUCGAGCAGCAGAAGAGGCUGGAAGAGGAGCGAGCUAGAAAGGAGGCAGAGAACAGAUCUCGGUUCGAAACGCAGUAUGGAGGGCAGAACUCUCACUUCUGGGACAGCUUGGAAAAGGGCCGGGGUAACGGGUUUCCUACGUCUGGCACUCCGGCUCAGCAGAGCGCCCCGUCGCCCGAAGAAGAUGAUCUCCUUGCCGCUUUCAACGCGUCUGCACCUGUAGAUGCAUCGACGAACUUCCCAGUACCUGACCCUAGCCCAUCAACGCAACAUCCGAUCUCCUCCCCGGCUGUUCCCAGCAAGGUAGACACUUCGCGGCAGACCUUCACCAUGUCCUUUCCUGAUGACGAUGAUCCCUUCGGCCUCAAUCAACUGAAGCCCAAGUCCGCGCAACCUCCACAACCUGCACAGGCCGAUGACGAUGACGACUUUCUUGGCUUGCUGGGCAAGCCUGUGUCUGAAAUUCCUCGACCAGAGCCUCCUGCAAAAGCACCCACACCCGUUGAAAGCGAAUACCAUGCUCCGUCUCCCAAGCCGUUGAAUGGAGUGGAUCGGGCAGUCGCAGAACUUGUGGACAUGGGAUUUCCUGCCGACAAAGCCAGCCAGGCCUUGCGAAUGACGUCAUCUGGUACCGAUGUCCAGGCUGCAGUGGGCCUGCUUCUCACGCAGGCGCACGAAGAAGCCCGCCAAAAGUCCAAGAGUCGGCCGACCCCGGACGAACGGUAUACCGAACAGCCCAGUAGAAGCCGAGAGCGCAGCGAAAGACCUGGGCGUGAUGUGCCUUCAUGGAUGCAGCAGGAGCGGUCCCGUAGCAACAACCGAACAUCUUCGCCAGCAGAAAAGGAUCCGUCGCAGAUUGCGGCGGCUUUUGGAAAUAAUUUGCUGAAGACAGCAAACUCUCUUUGGAAAUCUGGCAGCAAGAAAGUACAGCAAGUGGUCCAGGACCUCAAUGCGGAUCAUGAUCCAAGCCAGCCUCGGUGGCUGAGAGAUGCUUCUUCGCAUGAUGAGUCUCCGUCUAGUGACCGUCCCCGGGUGGCUAACCAGCCCCAAGCCCGGCCCGAAAUGAUGACCGAUGAGGCACUUUUGCUAGAGUCUGGCGGCCCCCCCCGUCCGUCGCGCAAUGCCAUGCGAUCUGACGAUGCACUGCCUCGCCGUCCAUCACGCAACGCUCUGCGAUCCGAGGAUGGACUGGCAUCUCGUUCGAGCAGCAAUGGUGCUAGGCAUCAACCGUCUCCGGCUACCGAAAGGCGUAUGCAACAGCCUGCUUUUAUGCAGCAGCAGAUACGAGCAGAAACGAAGGAUCCGAGGUCCCGGUUGACGAAAUCAGCCCUGGAGGAGCAGUCGGCGCAAGCCUAUGUCAGUCCUGCACGGAGGAAGCGCCCUGUUGCCCCAUCGCCUGCCCCGGAACCAACGGUCGACUUGUUCGAGAGUUCUGCGCCUGCACCGGCUCAGAGGCCAAAGCCAUCACCCGCACCAGCGCAAUCAUUACGGACAUCUACGCCAUCUACUACUCUACCUGCACGGCCCAAGGCUCCGCCUCGAGCUGUACCGCCAGUAUCUCAGGACGCCCUUUCCACUACACACCGACAGCGUGGAAUAGCAGCAGAAGCCUAUAAGCGGGGCGACUACGCUGCUGCACAUGAGGCCUUCACGGCGGCACUCACACCGCUGCCUAACAAGCACCCUAUUACGAUCAUUAUCCGCAGCAAUCGCGCCAUGACUGCUUUGAAGGUCGGCGAGCCUAAGGAAGCGAUCAGCGAUGCGGACAUCAUCGUGGAAAUUAUCGGUCCUUCCAAGGGAGAAGGCGAGAGUAUCGAUCUCCUGAACGGAGAACCCAGUAAGCCAAUGAAGGAUUUCUUCGGAAAGGCGUUGAUGCGCAAGGCCGAAGCCCUGGAACAACUGGAACGAUGGGCAGAUGCCGCUCAAACGUGGAAGCUGGCCGUUGAGAAUGGUCAUGGUGGUAGCACCAGUAUUCAAGGCCGCACCCGAUGCGAGAAAGCAGCUGGUAUCAGCAAGCCCGUGUCGAAACCCGCGGCACCCGCAAGACGUCCCCCAGCGCCAGCACCCAAGAAGGUCUCAGCUCUGGAUGAUGUACAGGGCCGCUCGGCUUCAUCUGGCGCUUCCUUCGAGGCCGUGACUCGCCUACGAGCAGCCAACCAAGCAGCGGAACGUGCUGACGAAGAAAAGUUCGCCCUCUCCGAAAGCGUUGAUGCUCGCGUGGCAGCGUGGAAGAACGGCAAACAAGACAACCUGCGAGCGCUCCUGGGCAGCCUGGAUACCGUUCUCUGGCCCGAAGCAGGAUGGAAGAAGGUCAACAUGUCCGAAUUGAUCAUGCCCAACAAGGUGAAAAUCCAAUACAUGAAGGGAAUUGCCAAAGUGCAUCCAGACAAGAUUCCCACCAACGCCACCACCGAGCAACGCAUGAUCGCGGGCGCCGUCUUCGGUGCCUUGAACGAAGCAUGGGACAAAUUCAAGAAAGAGAACAACCUCUAGCUGCAAAUAUCUCAUUUCCCAACCCCAAUCCUUUCUUCUCAUCUAUCCACUUAUCCCUCAUCUCCUGCUAUCCUAUCCUAUCCUAUCAUAUCCUAUUUGAUAUUCCAUAUCUGAUAUCUGCUUCAUUCUCCAUUGAUCUCACCCUGCAUCUUCACCUGAACUGAUAUCAUAAAUAGCCUUAGCCGGUGACUUCUUUUCCCUGCUGUCAUACCUACUCGCUUCCAUUGACACGCAUGAGCACAUACAAUUGUACAUAAAUAGACCUAUACCUACCUACCUACCUACCCACUCGAGUUCACAUCUAUGACUGAUGAGGAAGAUAUUCGGUUGAUGCUGGUCAGUUCCUUAGAGAGAGGAUAUUUGGGAUGCUGUAAAUCCAUUACAUUAACGAUAGUGUAGUAACUAGUGAUUAUGAGGGUUUUGAUUGUCCAGUUUGCUGAUUGAUUCGAGACAA
Molecule: messenger RNA, 3396 nt
Organism: Aspergillus ibericus CBS 121593
Lineage: Eukaryota; Fungi; Ascomycota; Eurotiomycetes; Eurotiales; Aspergillaceae
Product: UBA/TS-N domain protein
Exons: 3
Coding region: 204-2942 (912 amino acids)
Biological process (GO): clathrin coat disassembly; clathrin-dependent endocytosis
Cellular component (GO): cytoplasm; intracellular membrane-bounded organelle; vesicle
Molecular function (GO): clathrin binding
Source: RefSeq, a predicted model, not a curated record